This is a messenger RNA of Salvelinus fontinalis (brook trout), 2683 nucleotides long. RefSeq names its product GMP reductase 2-like. Gene Ontology annotation, molecular function: GMP reductase activity. The transcript is spliced from 10 exons. The record is from RefSeq and is a predicted model, not a curated record. Gene Ontology annotation, biological process: nucleotide metabolic process. Lineage: Eukaryota; Metazoa; Chordata; Actinopteri; Salmoniformes; Salmonidae. Gene Ontology annotation, cellular component: GMP reductase complex. The coding region runs from base 215 to 1261 and encodes 348 amino acids.
AGCUUUACAGUAAAGACCCGCCCUCUUAAACAUUCCUGCCUCGCAUAUUUAACGGAAGCGUUCUGCUGAAAUAAGAAAUAUUCAUCAUACAUUUCAUAAAGCCUGUUCUGUGCUAUUCCGCCUGUUCUAUACUGUUGUCCGUUUUGUCGACCCCAUUGCAGACCGAUCAGAAGAAGAUAAAACGUGUUCCUACUACGGAUAACAAGCAGUAGAAAUGCCUCGCAUUGAGAAUGACAUCAAGUUGGACUUCAAGGAUGUGCUCCUCCGUCCGAAACGAAGCACACUCAAGUCCCGUAGUGAGGUGGACCUGAUGAGAAGUUACACCUUCAGGAACUCCGAGGGAAGCUACAGAGGAAUCCCCAUCGUUGCCGCCAACAUGGACACUGUCGGCACUUUCGAGAUGGCCCUGGCGUUAUCCAAGUUCACUCUCUUCACUGCCAUUCACAAACACUAUUCAGUAGAUGACUGGAAGGAGUUUGCAACAAAGAAUCAGGAAUGUGUACAGAGUGUGGCAGUCAGCACAGGGACAAGUGAAGGGGACUUUGACAGACUGGGUGAGAUCCUAGCCGCUGUGCCUCAGCUGCAGUACAUCUGUGUGGAUGUGGCCAAUGGCUACUCAGAGCACUUUGUCCACUUUGUCAAAGACGUGCGUCAGAAGUACCCGACACACACCAUCAUGGCAGGGAAUGUGGUUACCGGGGAGAUGGUGGAAGAGCUGAUCCUCGCCGGCGCUGACAUCAUCAAAGUGGGCAUCGGACCAGGGUCUGUGUGCACCACCCGUAAGAAGACCGGGGUGGGCUAUCCCCAGCUGAGCGCUGUGAUCGAGUGUGCAGACGCUGCCCACGGCCUGGGCGGACACAUCAUCUCUGACGGUGGGUGCACUUGCCCAGGUGAUGUCUCCAAGGCUUUUGGCGCGGGGGCGGACUUUGUGAUGCUGGGCGGAAUGCUGGCCGGCCACUCAGAGAGCGGGGGCGAGGUCAUCGAGAAGAACGGGAAGAAGUACAAGCUGUUCUACGGCAUGAGCUCUGAUACGGCCAUGAAGAGACACGCCGGGGGCGUGGCCGAGUACAGGGCAUCUGAGGGGAAGACGGUGGAGGUGGUCUACAAGGGUCCCGUGGACGUAACCAUACGCGACGUCCUGGGUGGGGUCCGCUCCACCUGCACCUACGUGGGCGCAGGGAAGCUCAAGGAGCUCAGCCGCAGGACCACCUUCAUCAGGGUCACCCAGCAGCUCAACACCGUCUUUGGGAACGAUAACUAGGCGAGGUCCAGGCUGGUUCCUGGGCGGAACAGGGUCAGGGGGGGGUGGUGGUGUGUUUUGUUUGCUGCCUGCCCCUGUCACAUGGAUGCUAUUACACAUACUGCACGCACACACACACACACACACACACACACACACAAACACACACAGAAUCAUACACACACACAAACACACAAUACUGUAACCAUUGAUAGUAAGAAUCUGUCAUUUGAGAAACGUAAAAUUUGGAUAAGUGUUUUGUUGCCAAAUCAAAACCUUUUUAGGUGACACUCAAAACAAUCCCUUAUCUAGGAGUUUAUUUAAGUUUUGAUAUUUUAGACAUAUUUGGCUUUUUUCCUGUAAAUUACCAGAAAUGGACAUUUCUUUGAUAAUAAGUGAACCGAGGAUUGUUGUGGUACUUCAGGAUGUAUUUUUGUGUCAUCUUGCUCAAUCAUUCCCAUUCAGAUCUGCAGGCUUUGAGUACAGGCUUCUUCUCUCUGUCCAUUAUUAUCUACCAAGUCCUAGAAUCUCUCUCUCUUUCUCUCUCUCUCAAUCCCCUCUUUCUCCUAACACUUCUAUGCACGUCACCGCCAUGCUAUAUGAAAGCCACAUGCAAAAAAUAGAUGUAGAGUAUUUCACUGUAUAAAGUAUUUACUAUAUCAAGAGUACAGGUAAAGUUUAUUCCAAAAACAUAGUUUUUAUUAUUUUAGAUAUAUUCAAUAGAUGAAAAUAUUCCUUAUAAUUAGCAAUAUUGAAGAUUUUUAUGUUAAGAUAUUUCUGGUUAUUUAACUUAAUCCUUUUCAAACUCACUUAAAUAAAUAUAUAUUGACCUUGAAUGAUAUGCAAAAAUGUUAGAUGAUAUUGUAUUCCAGUCUUUUUUUCCCCAUAGCUCCUUAGUUUUUAUGUUAUUCUCAUGCGGACCAAAUAUUAAAGCGAUGAGGGAAAAGAUAUAGUGAAACUACUGACAAACUGUUUCGUGUACUGUACAGCUACAGUAGAAAUUCAAGUCAGUCAAAUUACACCCAGUAUGUUGAGGGGAAACUUGUGGAAUAAAGAAUGUGUUCAAAGUAUGUUGUUAAAAUAGGCUAAAGAGGUGAGGGAGACAGGACAGCUUUGAGUAUUACCUUGACUUACUGUUGAUUUCACACUUUUCUCAAUAUUUUAUAUAGUCAGAGACAAUAUAAAAUGUCCAUGCAAUCAGCAUUUCCCAUUAUUGUACUUGACUGUGUCAGUUACUUUGCGCGAAUGUUGUCUCUGUCUAUGCAUUAUUAUGUACUUGUAACUGGCUAGUUUUCCCAAAGGAGGUAUAUUCACUUUACUUCAGUGUUUUGGAGGAUAAUUCCAUUUUAUAUCUAUCUGGUUUUAGUCAAACAUGUUAUGCAGGUUUUAUUCUACUUUUCUUCAGUCUUCUCACUUCUUUCCAAUAAAGAGCAUUCCAUAUGA